AUGGCAAAAGCACACCUGCAAAACUACACACAUGCACAGGUGUAUGAGGUGAUGGACAAACUGUCUCUCUAUGAGUGUGCGCACACCAAACGACUCCAACUUUUUGCCCCAGAGUGUGGAUUGUUCCCUGCUGUACUGAACCUGGCGACCAUGGCAGACAUAACAGCCAAUGCUACCUGUGGUUCAUUGGGUCCAGAGAUGUUCUGUAAGCUGGUAGAACAUGUACCAGGUCAGCCUGUGAGAAACCCACAGUGUCGAAUCUGCAACCAAAAGAGUGAAAAUCAGUUUGAGCGUCAUCCCAUAAAAUAUGCCAUAGACGGGACCAACCGUUGGUGGCAAAGUCCCUCCAUCAAGAAUGGAAUGCAGUACCACUAUGUUACUGUAACGCUGGACUUGAAACAGGUUUUCCAAAUAGCCUAUGUGAUUAUUAAGGCGGCCAACUCACCUCGUCCGGGUAACUGGGUCUUGGAGCGUUCGAUAGAUGGUGUGACCUUUACACCCUGGCAGUACUACGCCCUCACAGAUACAGAGUGCCUGACCCGGUUCAACAUUUAUCCAAAGACAGGACCUCCAUCUUACGCCACGGAUGAUGAAGUUAUCUGCACAUCUUAUUAUUCAAAGAUCCACCCUCUGGAGAACGGAGAGAUCCACACGUCUUUAAUCAAUGGACGUCCCAGUGCCGAUGACCCCUCCCCGACUCUGCUGAACUACACCUCUGCCCGCUACAUCAGGUUGGUGUUUCAGCGAAUCAGAACGCUGAACGCCGACCUCAUGACUCUGACACUUCAUGACCCCAGAGAUAUCGAUCCAAUCGUGACGAGACGGUACUACUAUUCCAUUAAGGACAUUUCAGUUGGAGGAAUGUGUAUCUGUUACGGCCAUGCCAAGGCUUGUCCCCUCGACGCUUUUACAAAGAAAUUCAGCUGUGAAUGUGAACACAACACAUGCGGGCCGAGCUGUGAUCGUUGUUGCCCUGGUUACAACCAGCAGCCCUGGAUGGCAGGAACCUUCCUCACUCGACAUGUCUGCGAGAAGUGUAACUGCCACGGUAAAGCAGAGGAAUGCUACUUCAAUCAGACUGUAGCCGAUCAAGCUCUCAGCCUGGACAUCCACGGCCAUCACAGAGGAGGAGGAGUCUGUAUCGGUUGCCUUGACAACACAGAUGGUGUCAACUGUCAGAGCUGUGUGGCAGGAUACUAUAGACCUCUUGAGGUGAGCGCUGAGGAUGAAAACCCCUGCGUCCCCUGCUCAUGUGACCCACAUGGUUCUAUCAGCCAAUAUUGUGUCGCAGAUUCCAGCCAGGCCACGCCCAGCCAGCCAGCAGGGUCAUGCCGGUGUAAGGAGGGUUUUGGGGGUUUAUCGUGUGACAGGUGUGCUGUUGGUUAUAUGGGCUACCCGUCAUGUCAGCGCUGUAAUUGCAGCAUGGAGGGAAGCACCAACACUGACCCGUGUAUAACACCCUGCGUGUGCAAGGAAAAUGUGGAGGGAGAGAAUUGCGACCGCUGUAAACUGGGAUUCUACAAUCUUCAAGGUGACAAUCGACGUGGCUGCGAAAAGUGCUCUUGCAUGGGCGUUUCCAGUCAGUGCUCUGCCUCCACAUGGACUUAUGAGAAUGAAACCACUCUGACAGGCUGGCACUUGAUUGGAGAAACAGGAGGAAGAGUGUGGUCUGUUCACAGACAGACGCCUCCUUAUCUCAGCGCCCGACACUCAGAUGUUGUGAACGAUCUUGGCUCCGCCUACUACUGGAACGCACCUGGACUAUUCCUGGGAAACAAGCUUUCAGCCUAUGGAGGGGGUGUGGUCUACACUGUGUCGUAUACUAUAGACCAACGAGAACAAAUAGCCAUUAGGGUCACUUCAGAACCUGACCUCAUCAUAGAGGGUGGCGGGUUCAAGAUUAUUGACAGAAGGUAUGGCCAACCGGUGUACCCGUCGUCACCGAGCACCAAUCACAUCGCUCUCCUUCCUGAGAACUUCCUGUCAUCAGAGACAAAAGAGCCUAUCAGUCGCAGGGAUUUCUUGUCUGUGUUGGCCAAUGUGAGCAGCGUGAUGGUGCGGGCCUCUUAUAGCACUGACCUCAGUGCUGUGUACAGACUCCACUUAUUCUCAAUGCAGGUAGCAAAUCCCUCAGCCAGCGGACAGAGCACAGCAUCGGCUGUAGAAAUUUGCUCUUGUCCUCCUGGAUAUGCUGGAAACUCAUGUGAGGAGUGUAUUCUUGGUUUUCGGAGGGUUAACGGGAUUCUGUAUAACGGUGUGUGUGAAGCUUGUCGUUGCCACGGACAUAGUACACAAUGCCACGAGGUCACAGGACACUGCCUGGACUGUUCCCACCACACCACAGGCCCCCACUGUGACACCUGCCAACAUGGUUACUAUGGCAACGCCACCCGUGGGUCACCUGCAGACUGUCAGCUCUGCGCUUGCCCACUCAAUCUGCCUGGCAACAACUUCAGCCCCACCUGCCACCUGGGGGAAGAAGGGGAGUUGCUGUGCGACCAGUGUCAGCCUGGAUACACAGGACCACGAUGUGACAGAUGUUCCAAUGGAUAUUACGGCCAGCCCACCGUGCCAGGAGGCUCCUGUCAGCCCUGUGAUUGCCAUGGCAACCUGGACCUAUCCGUACCCGGCAGCUGUAAUCCAAUCACAGGCCAGUGUCUGCGCUGUCGCCAGGGUUACGGCGGUGCGGCUUGCGACAAUUGCGCUGAAGGUUACUAUGGAGACGCCAUCACAGCAAGGAACUGCCAACCCUGCCAGUGCCAUGCUAACGGCUCUGUAUCUGAACUCUGCAAUAAGGAGAACGGCCAGUGUCAGUGCAGAGAAAAUGUGGUUGGACGACAGUGUGAUGAGUGUGUGCCUAACUGCUGGUGGGAUGCUGAGCGUCAGGAGUGUAUGCCUUGUCGCUGCAGCCCUCACGGCUCUAUUUCUCAACGCUGUGAUGUUGAGGGACGCUGCAUCUGUCGUCCCGGCUUUGUUGGCCGACGCUGUGACCUGCGUCGCCAAGGCUAUGAGAGACGGGAGACACGUCGGCCCGUGGAGCGCAUUCCCAUGGCAGCUGUGCAGCAGAGAUGGGGUGGCGCGUCCCGAACAGGGGGUUGUCCCAGGGGGGCGUACAGACCUAAGACAGGGCCUCAGACCCACGGCAUUACCACAGGCGGACAGUGUGUCCCGUGUCACUGUAACUCAUUUGGUUCCAAGUCGUUUGACUGUGAUGAAAACGGUCAGUGUCGGUGUCAGCCGGGCGUUACUGGACCCAAAUGUGACCGCUGCUCACGAGGAUUCUUCAACUUCCAGGAGGGCGGCUGCACACCUUGCCAGUGCAGUCAUGUGGGCAAUAACUGCGAUGCUACUACGGGACAGUGUAUCUGUCCUCCAAACACCAUCGGCGAGAGAUGUGACCGCUGUGCUCCCAACCACUGGGGCCACGACAUCAUGACUGGAUGCAAGGAGUGUGGUUGCAGUGAGGUCGGCUCAGUGAACCAGCAGUGCCAUGUCAACACAGGCUGCUGCAUCUGUCGUGACUCCUUCAGAGGAGAGAAAUGCAACGAAUGUCAGCUGGGGUACAGAGACUUUCCUCAGUGCACCCGGUGCGAGUGUAACGUCGCAGGAUCCGACAGCCAGACCUGCGACCUGGAGAGAGGAGUGUGUGCCUGCGCGGAUCGGACGGGGAAGUGUAGCUGCAAGGAAAAUGUGGAGGGACAAGACUGUGACCGCUGUAAGCCAGACACAUUUGGGUUGUCAGUACGAAAUCCAAUGGGCUGCAGCAAGUGUUACUGUUAUGGACUGACACAUACCUGCACAGAGGCACAGGGUCUCAUCAGGAUGUGGGUGACACUGAAGCCAGAGCAGAAUGUGCUCCCCCUGGUGGAUAAAUCCAACACCGUGGAGACAAGGAGAGGGGUGAGCUUCCAGCACCCUGAGAUCCUCGCCCAUUCAGAACUGGUCACCUCAACUCUCUCUGAACCUUACUACUGGAAACUGCCAGAGCAGUUCAGAGGCUCCAUGAUCACAGCGUACGGUGGGCAGUUGAAAUAUGCAGUGUAUUAUGAGUCCAGAGACGAAACUGGUCCUUCUUCAUACGAGCCUCAGGUCAUCGUUAAGGGCGGCCCCAACCGUAACGUAGUGAUGACACGCCACAUACCAGGACUCCAGAUUGGCCAGCUCACACGCCACGAGAUCGACAUGACAGAGCAUGAGUGGAAGUAUGCAGAUGGGCGGUCUAUGACUCGAGAGGACUUCAUGGACAUUUUGUUCUAUGUGGACUACAUCCUAAUUAAGGCAUCACACGGAAACUUAAUGAGACACAGCCGUAUUUCAGAGAUCAGUCUAACAGUGGCAGAGGAAGGCAGACCCACCAAAGAGAGCGAGAAAGCCCAUCAGAUAGAAAAGUGUGAAUGUCCAGCUGGAUACUCGGGACUUUCCUGUGAGGAGUGUGCUGCAGGUUUCUACCGUCUUCGCAGCGGUUCCCUGGCAUCUGCUCCAGCGUCCAGUGUGCCCACCGCUGCUGGUAUGGGCAGCUGUGUUCAGUGCCAAUGCAGUGGGCACUCAUCCACCUGUGACCCUGAGACAUCCAUAUGCCAGAACUGUCAAGACAACACGGAGGGUGAUCGGUGUGAACGCUGCGCUCCAGGAUUCUACGGCGUGGUCCGAGGUUUCCCAGACGACUGUAAACCCUGUGCCUGCCCCCUUACCAACCCAGAGAACAAUUUUAGUCCAUCCUGUGUAGCUGAGGGGUUCGAUGACUACCGAUGUACAGCUUGUCCUGAGGGAUAUGAGGGCAAAUACUGUGAGAGGUGUUCUACCGGUUACCAUGGUAACCCGCAGAUGCCUGGUGGUCACUGUGAGGAGUGUAAGUGUUCCUUGUGGGGGGCACUUCCCGGACCAUGUGACUCUGUCACCGGCCAAUGCCGUUGCAGGGUCGGGGUAUCUGGGAGGUCGUGUGACCAGUGCAUGGAGAGGCAUGUGUGUGGAGCAGCUGGAAUCAUCUCUUGUGAUGAUGAGUGCACGGGUCUGUUGAUCAGCGACAUGGAUCGCCUGUAUCGCAUCAUCACUGAUGUCACCCUGACCACGCCCCUCCCACCACCCUAUAAGAUCCUGUACCGCUUUGAGAACAUGACAGAGGAACUCAAGCACAUGCUGUCGCCUCAGAAAGCUCCAGAGAGAUUACUGCAACUAGCCGAUUCCAACCUGGGAUCACUGGUUGUCGAGAUGGACCAGCUACACAGCAGGGCCACUAAGGUGUCUGCUGAUGGAGAGCAGGUUGAAGAUGAUGCUGACAGGAUUCAUAAACGAGCUGAGGACCUGGAGCAGUUCAUCAGGGAUACACUGCUGGGAGCUAAAGACCUCCAGUUGAAGGCUGCCGAGUUGAACCAGACACUCUCGCGGAGAGAUGGAACUCCAGACAAAAGCCUGAAGGAGAUGAAGGAGGAGAUCCAGGCCAUGCUAGCCGAGAUGAGAAAACGACAGCUGGGAGGGAAGAAGAGCAUUGCCGAGGAGGAGUUGGGCCUAGCAGAGGAGUUGUAUCAGAAAGUGAAGAGAAUGUUUGGUGAUCCCCAUCAGGCCACAGAAGACCUGAAAGCAGAGAUAAAAGGGAAGCUCUCCGACCAUGAGGGGAAGCUCCAGGAGGCCCAGGAUCUACUUCACACUGCCCAGGGAAAGACGAGGCAGGCCGGCUCACUGUCUGAACAAAACCAAGCUAACCUCACAGCUUUGGAGAGGAAGCGUUCUGCAGUUAGCGGGGUGAAACAGGAAGCACAGGAGGUCCUUGGAGAAGGAGAACGUCUACUGGGCGAAGCAAACCAGCUUUCUGACAACAUCAACAAGGAGCUAGAGGACUUGGAGGAGAUGGGAAAAGAACUCAAUCCUCUUCAUGACCAGCUGGAUGUUAAAGUCACACGCCUCACCGAUGGUUUGAGUGACGGCAGCCUGGCCAAUCACGUACACGAUGCAGAGGAACACGCCAAACAGCUGAAUGACUCUGCCGCCCUUUUGGAUGGUAUUUUGGCUGAUGCUAAGAAUCUCUCCUUCAAUGCAACAGCUGCCUUCAAGGCUUAUAGUAACAUUAAAGCAAAUGUUGAUGCAGCAGAGAAAGAGGCAAAAGCAGCCAGACAGACGGCUCAUGAAGCACUAGUACUGGCUUCAGGUUUACAGGUCCCAAUGAGGGAAGAAGCUCAAGGUGCUCUUCAGAAGAGUCAUGAACUGCUGAACCAAGCUAAGCAACUUCAAAAUGAUGUGAAAGAGAAUUCAGAUAGUGUGGCCGGGCUGAAGGGCAGAGUGAAAGCAGCGAGAGACAAAACCAAAGACCUGCUCAAAUCUGUCAACGGAACCAUGGCAACCCUCAACGCUAUCCCCAAUGAUACAGCAGUUAAACUAGCAGCCACAAAGGUUGUAGCAGCUGAAGCAAAUGCCACGGCCAUAGACGUCCUGGAGCGCCUCGGGGAUUUGAACCUGCAACUCCAAGGCAUACAGAGGAACUACAGCGAGCUGGAGGACACUGUCAAUGCAGCCAAUCAGAUGAUCCAAGACCCAGAGAAAGACACUAUAAUCCAUGCUGCAGGAGCCAAAGUCAAAGAUUUAGAGGAUGAAGCUGAUAGGCUGUUGGAAAAGCUGCAGCCAAUCAAAAAGCUGCAGGAUAAUUUGAGCCGAAACAUCUCACAAAUCAAGGAACUGAUCAAGCAAGCCAGGAAACAAGCUAACUCAAUCAAAGUUUCAGUGUCGUCAGGUGGGGACUGUCUCCGUAGUUACCGCCCUGAUAUCUUAAAGGGGAUUUACAACACCAUCAUCCUUCACGUCAAAACCACCACACCUGAUAACCUGCUCUUCUACCUGGGAUCAGCCAAAUAUGUUGAUUUCUUGGCCUUGGAAAUGCGCAAGGGGAAGGUGAAUUUCCUUUGGGAUGUGGGUUCAGGCAUAGGGAUGGUUGAAUACCCACAUCACACCAUCUAUGAUGGGAACUGGCACAGAAUAGAGGCGUCACGUAAUGGGUUGAAUGGAACCAUAUCAGUAUAUCCUCUGGAAGGCUCCAAGGCUGGUAUGAUGCCGACCCCGGCCAGUGCCAACUCGCCCACAACCUACACCAUCCUGGACGUGGACCAGAACGCCUACCUGUUUGUGGGAGGAAUAUUCGGCAAAGUCAAGAAUGCAGAUGCUGUAAGAACGAAAACAUUCACAGGCUGCAUGGGGGAGACUUUCUUGGAUGGUAAACCUAUCGGACUGUGGAACUACAGAGAGAGAGAGGGAGACUGUAAAGGAUGUGUUGAGAGUCCCCAGCGUUCAGAUGUUGAGGGGACUGUCCAGCUGGACGGGGAAGGCUACGCUGCAGUGGUACAACGCGCGAAGUCGAACCCCAACAAAUCCAGCGUUACCUUCAAAUUCAGAACUUUCUCCUCUGAAGCUCUGCUCAUGUAUCUGGCCUCUGAAGAUAUGAAGGACUUUUUGUCCCUGGAGCUGUCAGAGGGCAAGGUGAAGGUGAACUGUGACCUCGGGUCAGGGGUCGGUAGUGCCAUAUCAGCUAACCGGCACAAUGACGGCCGCUGGAAAUUCCUCACCAUGUCACGAGACAAGAAACAAGCCACGGUGACUGUCGUGGACAUUGACAGCAGUGCUGAGGAGAAGCUAGUGGCCAUAUCUCUGGGUUCGGCUACUGGUCUGAACCUCAAGGAAAACCAGACAAUCUAUUUUGGAGGGCUUCCUACCAUUGGAAACUACAGCAUGAAAGCCAGGCCAGAGAUCACUCUGAAGCGUUAUGCAGGCUGUCUUCGGGAGAUUGAAGUGUCCAGAAAGCCGUAUAAUCUCCUCAGUAAUUCAGAUUAUAAUGGAGUCACUAAAGGAUGUAACUUAGAGAAACUGCACACAGUCAGUUUCUCUAAGCCAGGAUAUAUGGAGCUGAGUGGCCUAUCGCUGGCGAUCAAAACUGAGAUCAGCCUGUCAUUCAGCACUCUGGCGGACACAGGGACCAUACUGUUGGCAGUAGGAGGGGUUCCACCAAUCAGCCAGCAGACCCGGAAAAAGAGGAAACGCAGACAGUCAGCAGAGCCCUACCUCUCGGUCAUUCUGAGCAAAGGCUCUCUGGAGGUUUUUGUGAAUACCGGCAGCCACAGUACAGGCCGUGUCAUCAGACUGCCUGAGCAAGGCAUCCUGAAUGAUGGAAGAGAGCACUCCCUGCGCAUCAAAAGACUACCUGACAGAUCAUUUUCAGUUCAAGUAGAUGAGGAGGCCAAAAGUCACACGCGGCUUCCCAACAACCAGCCUGUAAACUUGCAGCGUAUCUUCCUCGGUGGAAUUCCUGCAGAAGUAAAGCAUAUAUCCAACAUCCCAUUCCAGGGAUGUAUAUGGAACCUUAUGAUCAACUCUGUUCUCUCAGAUUUCUCCCAACCCGUUUCGUUUGAGAACGCCGAAAUUGGCCAGUGCCCGAACCUCGCCCCACCGCCACCACUACCUCCUCUGCCAGAAGAAGAAAAGGAGCCCGAAAAGGAAAAAGAAGAGUCGAAACCAGACAGCCCUCCAUUGACCCCUGCCCCUGCCACACCACCUCCAGGGCCUCCCGUUGAGGCCACGCCCCCUGCCGCACCUGCUGUCACACCUGCUGCUGCUGCAGCCACUACCACUGCUAAGCAGGAGCCCAGCACUGACGCGGAUUCAUGUGCGUCAGCUGUGGCCCCGACAGCACUGGAGGAAGCCUAUCAGUUUGGACUGACCAGGAACAGCCACAUGAGCUUCGCCUUUGAUUACAACAAAGUCAGAGAGAGGUUAAUAUUGGAGCUUGAUCUGAGAACUAAAGAAGAGUCUGGGCUUGUUCUCUACAUGGCAAGAGUCAACCAUGCUGACUUUGUUUCCAUACAGAUCAAGGACGGACAGUGUUGUCUGGGUUAUGAUCUUGGUCAUGGAAACAUAUCUGACUGUGUGCCCUUCUCCAUCAAUGAUGGGAACUGGCACAAGAUCCAUCUGACUCGUACCAAGCAGAGAGGUACACUCAAGGUUGAUGGAAAAUACAGUAAAAUGAUGACGAGUCCCAAGACGGCUGACCAGUUAGACGUGGUGGGAACGCUCCAUAUUGGUGGAUUGCCCAAAAACUAUACCACCAAGAGGAUAGGACCGAUUGUCUACAGUAUCAAUGGAUGCAUUCGUAACUUGAGGAUGGCGGGAGCAGGUCAUACUGAGGCUGUCCUUGAGGAAUUUAAGAUAAACAUGGCUACACCAACCUCCAGUCUCAUGGUGGGAAGUUGCUUUGUCUCUACUGAGACAGGAACGUACUUUGACGGCACUGGCUACCUGAAAGCAGUCUCCAGCUACAAAGUGGGUCUGGAUGUGUCGAUAGCAUUGGAGUUCAGAACCAGCAUAACCAGUGGAGUGCUAUUGGCCAUCAGUAACCAAGCCAAUGAUGGACUGGGAUUAGAGAUCGUCCAGGGCAAGCUACUUUUCCACGUUGACAACGGAGCUGGACGAAUCACAGCAGAGCACAUGCCUGAGGGAGAGGGCUUCUGUGAUGGCAAAUGGCACUCUGUCAUUGCCAAAAAACUUCGCCACAAGGUGGAGCUAGUGGUCGAUGGGACGACAAGCCAAGCUGAGAGUCCGAACGCACGAUCUAACACCUGUGACACCAACGACCCCAUCUACGUUGGAGGAUACCCAGGUGGAGUUCGUCAGGCAGCUCUCUCAACCAGCACUUCCUUCAGAGGUUGUAUGAGGAACCUGAAGAUCACCAAAGCUGCUAAGACCAUGGACGUGCAUUUCAACAAGGCUCUGGAGAUCAAAGGAGUCCAGCCUCUCUCCUGUCCUGCUGUAGCUGCCUAAAUGAUACCAUAGAGCCUACCCCCUGUUAUUGUUUCUCUUAAUACUUCUGUAAGGAGCCACACAGGUCCGUGAAGUGGAGAAAUCUUGGUCUUUGAAGCAGGGCUGGAUACAAAGUUUAUAUAACAAUAAUUCAAUCAUAUCCAACUGAGUAAGAAAAUGCAACUAUAAUGCAGAUUCAUCCUGUUUGUCAAAAUGACUUUCCCUGUCAGGUGUGAUCAAUGGCUAGGAUCUCAGCUUGUACUCACCUAUAUUAAAAUAUAAAAUAUCAAAAGACAUUUGCAAAUUUCAAGUCUUAGUCUUGCUGCCAUUUGGGGAUACCAGCAUGCAAAGUUGCCUUGUGACAUUUUCAAAGUACAAGAUAAAUAAAAUAACUCUCAAAAACUUUUUUUUUUCUUGGCAGUAAAUUCCUUAAAUUCUCUAUUUUUUGGCUGAGAGGUGCAGUGUAAGGUCAAAAAAGGCUAAAUCAUUUCUUUACUAAUGUUCACCUUUAUUAAGGAAUACUCCACACAGAAAUGAACACUGUGUGUUCUCAUUAGCUUUUUCAACCAAAUCACAGAUGGAAUACAGCUCUUCAGAGUUUAAAAAAAAGACCAAAAACAACUAUAAAAGCAGCAAAGACAAAAUAGCUUAAGUCUAAUUAAACUAAUUUAAAAUAAUUGAAGUCAUUAAAUCCAAGCAGUUGCAUGAAGACCACACUGAAGUUGAAUAACUGAGUGAUGUGACUAAAUUGUUUGAUAGUAGAUUUGCGAGGAAAGCCAAAUGGAGCACAUUUUUGGGUGCAAUAUUCCUUUAACAUUCUACAAUUCAUUACCCUCAGAUCGAAUUGGACACCCUCAAGCUGGGGCUGGAAUUAUUUGUUAAUGCAAAGAAAUGUUAAUGACAAAAUUGAAAGGUACAAGGUUUCUGCAGGACACUAAUGGCAUCUCGUGUUCUGCAUGGUGUGACUGAAGAUAUUUAAUCAGCGGAUUACAGAAAUAUAUUUCUUGAUAGCAUCUCACAGAUAGUCUUGUCCUUCUUUAAACAGAUAAUGUUGACAUGAAUUCUUGGACAUUUUUGAGGAUGUUUUUGGACACAUAAAUAAAUAAUAAUGGAUUUUGUCAGUACAUUUUUAAGGUAAACAUUCUGAUUAAGGAUUGAUUCCUACAAUUGAUUGUUAAUAAAAAAGACUAAAUUUGAAGAAAAAACAGAAGGUGCUGCUUCUGGGAAAUUCCACCAGGUGGUGCUAUUGUAAACGUUUUCAGAGGCAUUGUCAAUGGUGCACCAUUAU
Scomber scombrus (Atlantic mackerel) is the source of this 11059-nucleotide messenger RNA. RefSeq names its product laminin, alpha 2 (gene lama2). Lineage: Eukaryota; Metazoa; Chordata; Actinopteri; Scombriformes; Scombridae. Gene Ontology annotation, molecular function: signaling receptor binding. Gene Ontology annotation, biological process: regulation of cell migration; regulation of cell adhesion; regulation of embryonic development. The transcript has 76 exons. Bases 1 to 9792 code for a protein of 3263 amino acids. The record is from RefSeq and is a predicted model, not a curated record.